CAGGAAACAUGGCGGCUGCCAUGGAGUUGAGAUGCUGGGGAGGCGACUGGGGUCUUCCCUCUGUCCACACCGAGUCUCUGGUGGUUCUGGUAACGCGUUCUUUGGUUUACUGUCUGUCAAACGCAUGUUCGCUCUGUGGACGUGUCAUUCCUCGUUGCGCGAGUAUCGGGUCGGUAUCUGCUGGAGCUGUCAUUGGUUAGCUUCAUGCUAACGUGGCUGCUGCUGCUGCUGCACUGCAGUCGGCAGCUGUCGCGGUGUUUACAAACAGUCGUGAUCGCUCAUCGGUUGGGUUCUUCGCUGGAUUGUCAAGACGAGUCUUGCACUGCGGCUGGUUGUUGAGCACCUGGAAGUACCUGGACAUUCAAGGUCAACCAGUAGAAACCAGGAUGUUCUCCCCGUCUGCUGACAUCUUGUUUAAAUGAAUAAGUUGACAAGCAUUAACAAGAUGAAACGAACUACGGCUUAUGCAAAGUUUUCAGGUGCUAAACUGACAGUCUCACCAGUGGACUGGACAUGGAGAACCCUGACAGCGACCAUCCCAGAGCUCCUCUGUGGAGACUCUUCAGUCGUCGAACCUUCCCAGAUCCUCACCUUCUUGAGGAAGCAGAGGUUCAACGCUGACUAUGAGCUGUCGGCCCGGCAAGGAGCCGACACCAUGGCGUACAUCGCUCUGCUGGAGGAGAAACUGCGACCCGCUCUGUUACACACUUUUUGGGUGGAUGCAGAAAACUAUGCCAACCUGACGCGGCCCUGGUUCGCCUCCCGAUCGCCUUUCCCUCUGAAUUUCCUGGUGCCUCGUCGCCACGCCAACGUUGCCCUGUCCAGGAUCCUGCUGACCAAAGGAGAGUCGCAGCUCCUCAAAAUCACUGAAGUAGAAGGGAAGAUUUACAGUGACGCCAAAGAGUGUCUGAAUCUGCUCUCCUACAGACUCGGGAGCAAUAAAUACUGUUUUGGAAACUCGCCGAGCAGCCUGGAUGCGUUUAUGUUUGGCUUUCUGGCCCCUCUGCUCAAAGCCGACCUCCCCAGCAGCCCCCUGCAGAACCACCUGAAGCAGCUGGAGAACCUGGUCGUGUUCUGCGACAACAUCCUUGCCAGAUACUUCAGCGCCUCAGACCCAAGUUCUCCUCCUUCUGUCCAGGAAUCUGUGGACGCCAACCUCCAGAAACUAACUCAGCUAGUGAACAAAGAAUCCAACUUGAUAGAGAAGAUGGAUGACAACCUGCGUAGCAGCAGCAGCCCUCAGCACAGACCUCACCGCCCAGAACCCAAACCCAGUCCGAAGAGCGAGAGGAACUCCACACCCGCGUGACCUCUGACCUCUUAGUGUAGAUUAAGGUGCAUUCACAGCUCUAAUAAUCAUUCUGACUUGAACUGUAUUUAUGCUACAACUACUAGAGGAAAGGGCUUUCAGAGAUGAAGAAAGUGCUCGUGUGUUUCUGAAGGAGACGUUGCUAGUGGGAUAGAAGUCAGUCAGUGUGACCUCUGAGAGCGUCCAUCUGCUUUAAUAGCUUUGUUUUAUCUUAAAAAGGGACUGCAUUCAAAUGUUGAGUUUUAUACCUGGUCCAAGAAGAGCACUUUAUACAACUCCAAAGUCAGUGUCAGAGUUUUCAGGGGCUUUUCAGGUUGGUUUGGUGGUUCACCCACUGUAGAUAUUUCAUGCAGAAAACAAAGCAAUGCAACUGAAUGAAGCAGAAUUCGUGAUCAGCGAUUGACCGCAACACUGAGGCACUGACCUUUGCUCUGUUAGUUCAGGAUGAUAUUACUGUGGUUUCUCAUUGUUCCACGUUCAGCUGUGCAUUGUCAUAACUUUCAAAUGUUCAUGUCCAAAUACAUUCAUUGCAGGAGUUUAGAAAAAAUCUAAUCUAAUAUAGUCGAAAAUAAAACCCUUUCUCCCCUGCAUGCAGAACACAUGGCUUCUGGUGCGUUCACUGACCUACGAAAUAUAUUUUAGUUAAAAAAAAGAAAGUAGCCCAGUAAAAAUAAUAUCCAAGUUAUUAAAAAGAAAAUAACUUUUUGUGAUGUUGCUGUCAUAAAAUAAUUUUGUUUUUCGUUCUGUAUUCCCUCUGUGCUUCUGUUAUUUAGAGUCUCUUGUGUCCAUCAGUUUGAAUGACUUGACGUCUGAUAAUUCACUGUCAUGAGCUGCCUUUGAGUCCACAUUUUCACGUUCACCUCAUACAAGUGCGUUUAGGAUGCCGUCCUUGUCUGUCACCGCUGGUUACCUCCCAGUUACAUGGGACCAUUCCCGUUUUUUGAAGCCAUAUACUGGCAGCACUCGUAACAACAUUCAUGCUUGUGAAGAACAAACGUUUGCCGUGUGCCUUCAUGACUGCUUGUGUGUUUGUGUUCUGACAUCAUGUUAAUAAAAGGCAUA
Synchiropus splendidus (mandarinfish) is the source of this 2371-nucleotide messenger RNA. It is a transcript of the gene mtx3, whose product is annotated as metaxin 3. Lineage: Eukaryota; Metazoa; Chordata; Actinopteri; Syngnathiformes; Callionymidae. Gene Ontology annotation, cellular component: SAM complex. The transcript has 9 exons. The record is from RefSeq and is a predicted model, not a curated record. Gene Ontology annotation, biological process: mitochondrion organization. The coding region runs from base 419 to 1309 and encodes 296 amino acids.